Molecule: messenger RNA, 3879 nt
Organism: Candidozyma haemuli
Lineage: Eukaryota; Fungi; Ascomycota; Pichiomycetes; Serinales; Metschnikowiaceae
Exons: 2
Coding region: 1-3879 (1292 amino acids)
Biological process (GO): ceramide biosynthetic process; sphingosine biosynthetic process
Cellular component (GO): endoplasmic reticulum
Molecular function (GO): serine C-palmitoyltransferase activity; pyridoxal phosphate binding
Source: RefSeq, a predicted model, not a curated record
AUGGUUGAAGAAUCCACGCCCAGGUCACUUAGCCCUACACGAAACAUUGCAGAGGCGCUAAUAAACGCUAUAGCUGAACAGUCUGAGUAUGCUGAGGACCAUCAGAUCACUUGGGACCGGUUUGGCUCGCUCUCGGCGUAUGUGUGUUCCUUCUAUGGCUUCUCCACGAUGUUCCUAGCGUUUAUCCUUAAUAGGACGGCCAUUUUCGCUACGGCUCGGUCAAAUAGCCGGCCUCGUCCUCAGCAGAUCCAUAACAGGGGGUUUUUGGGCGCUACGUCUCGGGAAGACUGGCCAUUUGCUCUUUGCACGAUGCUUCUUCGGUUAUCGGCUGUAGCCGGUUUGGCGUUUGCCAUGCGUAACGUGCUUGUGGUGCUUAGAAUCAUGAAGGAGAAUGCUCAGGACCAGCUGGCGCUUCCGACGCUUGUUCGACUCAUUCCAGACGACUGGUUCUUGUAUGAUCCGGUGAAAUAUGCUACAGAUAAGUAUAUGAGCAUGUCUCCCACUGAGGUUCGGUUUGGGCCUACUUCUAGUAUGCUUUGGCCCGUUUACUUGGCUGCUAGCUAUCUGGAGUUCAUUGAGGUGUUUGUUCUGUCGAUAUCUGGUAAAACGCCGAAGAUAGGUAGAGCCAUUACCAUAUUGGAGCUUUCUGUAUCUCUCCAGGAAGUCAGCUCGGGGUUUUACUUUCUUAGGGAAUAUACUGCCGCAAAAAGACCAACAGAACAGGUUCUUAUGGUCUGUAUGUUCCUGUUGACUGACCAUAUUCUUCAGCAUUUGGGAAGUCUUUUGUAUGGCAGAAAGUAUCGCUUGAUCCCUCUGUCAAUUGUCAGCGUUUUGUUCAUCAGCUACCACUGGCGUUGCCUUAGGAACGGUUCUUGGUUCUACUUCCCUGUUGUGAUCAUUUCAGCCUACACUUCGCUCUUGUUCUUGUGGGCGGUUAUCAUACUGUGUGCAUUGAUCUUUAUUCUUGCAAUUAUCGCCAAGGGCUCGAAGUACGAAGAGCUACAAUUCGCCAGCUACUUUUCAAGCUCAGAAGAAGGCAGCGAGUUCUUCUCCAAACACAUUGGCUGCAGUUUUGACGACGAUUUCUUCCUGUUUUCUCUGAAAUUGAGUCUUUUUGCGAUCACGCUGGCCGGUAGAUCGAGCUACAUCACAGAAUACAACUAUGUUACCGGCGCACAAAGCACAUGGGUCGAGCAGUCUAUCACAGACAAGUUGGUAUCUAUAUUUGGCGCUGGUAGCCUUACUAAAGACGCCGACUCGGUGCGCAGCGGAAAGGUCUUAGCAUACUUGAAGGAGAAUCGCAUGUCUGGCUACGGUAACCUCGUGGAAAAACCUCCGCUUCGCCUUAUUUCGAGAACAAAGGACGAAAAAUUCAAUUUCAAGCUCCAAGGUGCUUGGAAGCAAAGGUGGUACUACUUAAGCGAAUCGGCUGUUCGUUUCUACCAGCUACUCAAAUCGUUGAUUGUCAAUUCCUUUGCAUUUUACCUUGUGCCAAGGCUCUUCCGCAAGUACAUCUUGAGGAGACCAAUUAACCUCUGGGGUAGCAACGACGAAACCGAAGAGGAGUUCCGCAUUCGCCAAAGCAGAGCACCUAAAUUCGUUCAGCCCUUUAUCAAAAAGAGAGAGCCUGUGAAAGAUCCCGCACCUAAAUUUAAUAUCAACGAGGUUCCAGAAGACCAAUUGGUUACACAAUAUUCAUGCAUUCUACAAGAGUACGACCUCGACGAGGAGGACGAAUCGCCUGAUUUCAUCCUCGAGGUCGAAGACGGGCUGGACCUUGAAUCGGACUCCGACUUAGAGUCCGUCGAUCUCACGCAGGGAAUCAUAACUAGGUCCAACCGAGCCGUGACGCAAGCCACACCGUUUACUCUGGCGCUUGGGGAACUUAUCACCUCGGAAAAUUUGCUCGAUAUGCUUCAGGGAGACGCUGAUUUGCUCACGCGGCAUCUAAACUACGACUAUGCCAAAGACGGAAUCAUGACAAGAUCCCGCUACCGGGCACGCAACAAGCCUGGGGUCCACGAAGCGGAAGAGCUUUUGGAUUUGAUCCUUACCAAAAGAGCUAAACAAGAGCACAAAGCGCCUCGCCAAGGAGACAACGAAAUCGACAAGGACGACGAAGACUACGAUUUGGAUGCAAGACUAGCAUGUGUCAUUUUUAACAUGUCAACUAUCGAAACAGUUACCGCCACUGCGACGGCGAUACCGCCGACAGCGGAGUUGUUAGAAGCAGCUUUUAGAAAGUACGUUCUUCGUUAUUUGGACUUACUAGAUCGCGUCCCUGGAGGUGCUGUGCUUUUGCGUUAUAUCAAGUCGUCCUACCGUGACGACCCUAUUCGUUCUUUGAUUGAGUUUUCCUUGGUCAUUUUUGCUGCUACUUACUUCUUCUCUUCCAAGAAGAAGGAGAACAGGUCUGACUUUUUGAAGUUGUCCAAGAGAGAGGUUGAUGAGCUUAUUGAAGAGUGGCAGCCUGCGCCUCUUGUGGAACCAGUCACUGAGGCCGAGAAGUGGAGAGUGGAUGACUUGGUGGUUAAGGGAGAGAACUCUUCCCAUAUUAGUAUUUUGCAGCACCCAGAGAUCCCUCUGGCUGUUAACUUGGCUAGCAGUGACUUCCUUAACCUUAACCCCGACCAGAGAAUGAAGGACGCAGCAAGACACACUAUCAACACUGCAGGUGUUGGUGCUUGUGGUCCUCCAAACUUUUAUGGUACUCAGGAUGCUCAUGUGCGUUUGGAAGAGGACUUGGCUCGUUACUUGAACACUGACAGUGCUAUUCUUUAUGGUCAAGAUCUCGUUACCGCCGGAUCUGUCAUUCCUGCUUUCUUGAAGAGAGGUGACUUGGCAGUGGUUGACAGUGGAGUUAACCAAGCUAUCCAGAAGGCUUUGAUUGUUAGCAGAUGCGACAUUGAGUGGUACAACCAUAACGACAUUGACCAUUUGGAGCAGGUGUUGAACGAGCUUCAGCCUGUGUUGAAGAACCAGAAGCCAUUGCGCAGAAGGUUCAUCAUUACUGAAGGUUUGUUCGCUUACUCCGGUGAGCUUGCCAAGUUGCCUGCCAUUGUUGCUUUGAAGAACAAGUACAAGUACAGAUUGUUCUUGGAUGAGACAAUGUCUAUCGGAACUAUCGGCAAGUUGGGUAGAGGUGUUUGCGAGCACUUUGACAUCGACAGAGAUGAAGUCUCCAUCACCAUUGGCUCGUUGGCUAACACCUUCUCUUCUUCCGGUGGCUUCUGUGCUGGUGUUGAACCUAUGAUUCAGCAUCAGAGAAUCAACUCCAACGCUUAUGUUUUCAGUGCGGCUCUUCCACCAUACUCGGCUAGAGUUGCAUCCGAAGCCAUCAAGUUGAUCUCUGAGGAAGUCACCAGCGACGGUGAGUCUGUGCUUCUCUCAACCUUGCACAAGAACCUUAACUUCACGUAUUUGAAGUUGCAAGACAACUUUGCCAACUCUAAGUAUUUGGAAGUUAGCUCGAGCAAGUGGAGUCCUAUCAUCCACUUGGGUUUCAAAAACGGCUACAGGGAAGCUUUGGAGUUCCCUCAGAUUUACGGUAACAACACGUUGUUGACCACUGGAAAGCCAUCCAAGAAGCAAAACCCAUUCAACGUUAACUAUACUUUAGAGAGCUACAUGUUGCAGAAGAUCAUCAAUACUGUUCUUGCCAAGGACCACGCUUUGCUCAACAGAACCAAGAUCAUCUAUGAGCAAGAGAACUUGCCUGUUAAAAGCCCCAAGUUGUUGAUUCACGUCAACGCUGGUGUAUCCCAGGAGGAGUUGGAGAGUGUGGUCGACGAUUUGCCUUCUAUUGUCGACAACAUUUGCUCCAAGAUUGAGCUGCCCGCUGACUUGGAAAAGUUGUACAAUGAGAUGAUCAGCCAGUGA